Messenger RNA from Papaver somniferum (opium poppy), 546 nucleotides. RefSeq lists its product as uncharacterized. The transcript is spliced from 2 exons. Lineage: Eukaryota; Viridiplantae; Streptophyta; Magnoliopsida; Ranunculales; Papaveraceae. The coding region runs from base 1 to 546 and encodes 181 amino acids. The record is from RefSeq and is a predicted model, not a curated record.
AUGCAUGCACCUACUGUGUUUCGCUGGAGCUUAGUAAAACGCAUCCUUCGUUAUCUUAAGGAAACGUCUACUUUUGGUAUACUUCUUCGACCAUCUCCUUCUCUACAAUUAUCUUUCAGUGCAUAUACUGAUUCAGAUUGGGCUGGUUCUCUUGAAGAUCGACGUUCAACCAGUGGUUAUUGUGUAUUUUUGGGUGGUAACAUUAUCUCUUGGAGUGCUCGUAAACAGAAAAUUGUGUCACGUUCUAGCACUGAAGCAGAAUAUAGGGGUCUUGCUAUUGCUACUGCUGAAAUUAUGUGGAUUCAAUCACUUCUCUCAGACUUCGUUCUUCAACUCAAUCACCUCUGGUUCUAUGGUGUGAAAAUCUGGGUUGCUUUGAAACUUCUUGAUGUCAGAUUUGUAUCUUCUAAGGAUCAAAUUGCAGAUAUCUUCACUAAACCUCUAUCUAAAGAUCGGUUUUAUCUCUUAAGGUUCAAGCUAACGGUUCAAGAUCACCCGUUACGCUUGCGGGAGGGUGUUAAGGCAUAUAGCACGUGUGUUAAGUAA